AUGGGUGCCAAGCAAAGGAAUAGUGUCUAUGUGACCAUACUCUGCCGCCACCUCACAAACUUGGAGAAGCUGGUCUUACACUUGCCGGGUGGUGCUCCUCAUGCUCACCACCUUGGCUCAAGUCGCGGUAUGACCGCCUCACUGACAGGUCAAAUCCAUAGUACCUGGCAGCAACAAGUUUUUAGACGUAGACUAUGUAAGAAACGACCUUUUGAUGGCUGUGCAAAACAUUUGACAGGCAUGAUCCAUCAGGCCAAGGUAAAAGCUGCAAUUGAAACUCAAGCACAAAGCGCUAUCCCUGUGGUUGGUCUGCUUCCCGAUGAUCACAGAUUGGUAGGCGCAAUUGAAGGAUGGAAUGAACUUGAAAAUGAAAUACCCAUACCUCACCCAGAACAAUAG
Molecule: messenger RNA, 399 nt
Organism: Melampsora larici-populina 98AG31
Lineage: Eukaryota; Fungi; Basidiomycota; Pucciniomycetes; Pucciniales; Melampsoraceae
Exons: 3
Coding region: 1-399 (132 amino acids)
Source: RefSeq, a predicted model, not a curated record